ACCAAAGUGACGGUGCUGAACCGUACUGAUCAGUCUCAAUCAUGCUUCACUUGGAUCCUACCCUUUUUGAAGAUGUUCCACCCUCUUCUAAUGCUUCAACAGAAUACGAGACAGUGGAUGAUGAAGUUCAGAUUGUUAGUCGCAUUAUAGUACAUGACCUAUAUUCUUUUAGGACUUGGGAAAUUAUAUUUCGAACUACCAGGGAUACAUAUACUACCAGCGCCUCUUUUUUAUUGCUCAGCGGUGCCCUUCUUUGCGUGUUGUAGCACUGCGCCUUGCACAUGAUUACAUCAAAAAGUCUACAUUGGACACCUCCGCAUACAACAAAAUAUUUUUAAUGUUAGCCGAGCAGUUCAGGUGGUGCUUUGCAUGUAAAGUUGUAUGAUAUACUUCGGUGCUCUGUAUUAAAACGUCAGGAAAAUGGUCUUCUCACCGUCUUAAACAACAAUAGAAUCUAUUGCUUCAGGAUUAGUCUGAGUCAACCCCUAAAUUAAGUAGUUGAGCGUGUUGAUCACUUCAGUUGGAAGUUUCGUCGGCCAUGGUGGCUUGGUUUCUGACGAGGUAUGUGUGCAAAUUCAGAAAUCCCGUUUUAGUUUUGCCAACAUGCGUCACUUGUAGCCUAGACAAGAAGUCCUUUUGUCAACCUAAAGACUAGUUUGCCGUGCAGUUCUCCUAGUUCCACUCUAUGGCCAUGAAACUUGGUCUUUAAAUUUAGGAAAUAUUCACAAACUUUUCUGUAGCUGACUCAUCAGCAUCCGGUGAGACUUCUAGGCAACAACAGCAGUCGGCUUUCUCGAUGCGCCUUAUCACAAACAAUCACCUUUCAGAUGGCUUGUCUUUAUCUAAUCCAAGUGAAUUAGGAGUGCUGGGUUCCUCUCUUACGGAAGCUUCCAGAAAUAUUUUAACUGAGGUCAUGUCCGGAAAAAACGAAGCCAAUUUGGUUUACGACGCGAAAUGGGAAGAGUCUACAAGGCGGAAAGGUGUUAUGCUUUUGGAACAGUUAGAUACAGAAUUAAAAAAUCACAAGGCAAAUUCAAUUAAAGAAAGCAUACGUCGUGGUUCUGAUGAUCUUGGUGAUUUGUAUUUACAGUUAGGACAAUUGAGCAAUGCGAAUAAAUGUUUUGCUCGUUCCCGAGAUUAUUGUACAUCUCAACAACAAGAACUGACUAUGUGUUUAAAUGUUAUUAAGGUGGCUAUAUUUCAACGUGCUUGGUCUCAUGUUAGUGCACAUGUUACUCGAGCCAGCAGUUUAUCUGAACUACGUGAUACUGCCCCAUUAUUAGGUGCAAAUGCAGCCGAAUUAAAUGCUCAACAACGAAGCCGUACUGAAGCCCUAGCUCGUUUGGGUACAACACGUACAACAACUGCCGGCACAUCCGGUGAAUCUUCCACACGUGGCUCUUCUAGUUUAAUAGACCCUUCAAGCCGCAUUUCAUCUCGACACCCUGGUGAUAGUAUUGGAGGUCAUAUUCCUACAUCAGGUGGUCAAAGUUAUCGUGAUGCCUUAGCUCAAGCCCGGACUCAGCUAGCUAUUGCUGCUGGACUAGUUGAAUUAGCUUCCCGUAACUACAGAGGUGCUGCAAUGAAUUUCCUUCAAGUUAAUCAUGAUCAUUGUGAAUCACCUACUAGUCGGAUUGUAACUAUAUCAGAUUUAGCAUUUUUCAUUACAUUAUGCAGUUUGGCUACAUUUGAACGUACUGAAUUAGCAACAUUAGUUCUUGGGAAUGCAUCGCUGAGAUUACUUUUGGAAGCAGAACCUGCUUGUCGUGACAUGUUACAGUCGUUCCAUCAAGCAGAUUACGCAUCUUGUUUGGGGCGAUUAAAUAAACUACGAAACAUUCUACGGUUAGAUAUAUUUUUGUCUGAUCAUGUAUCUGCAUUAUGUCGAGAGAUUCGAUCACGUGCACUUUGUCAGUAUUUCAGUCCGUAUUCAUCAGCUGAUUUAAAUUUGAUGGCUAAAGCAUUCGAUACAAAUGUAGCUAAUCUAGAAAAUGAAUUAGCAGUACUUAUCCAAGAUGGAAGUAUUAAAGCUCGUAUUGAUUCACAUAAACAGCUUCUUCGUGUUCUUGACGUGGAUCAGCGAUGUCUAACGUUUGCUCGAGCUGUACGACUUGUUGAUGAGUAUAAAAAUCGUACACAUUCACUGAUACUUCGAAUGGCAUUAGCACGUCAGAAGCUUACUGUUAAGUCGACCAGAGAUGAUAUUGAUCCAAUGUAUCAUUACAUGUCAUAAAAUAACCAGUCUUUGGAUUAAUGAUAAUAACUGCUUAUAAAAUAAUCAUAGUAGUAUGGUAUUAUGAAGCUAUUCAAAUUUCUGUGAUGGGUCAAAACUGUCUGAGAACUUUCAAUUAAUGGAAGAGAACACACACCAACCUGCUUUUACAACAGAUUUACAAUAUCCUCCAUAUUUGAAAAAGACUGUAGAAAUAUUGUCCUGUUUUUCUCACAUAGAACUGUUAAUUUACGCCUAAACACAAAUGCUUACUGCUUCUACCAUAAGUCAUCCUCUUUUACUUCAGUGACACGUGACUAAUUCAUUUGUACUUAUUUUUCACGUUGAAUAUUUUUUAAAGCUAUCAACUUAUCCCCUCCCGUCACAAUUCUGUUGGUCCCCAGUUUUCAUGUUCACGAACUAUCAAAUGUACACAACUUCUGUACACCAAGUCGAAAUACUAUCCUUACUUGAAAGCUUAUGAUCGGUAUAGUAUUAUUUGUCGAUAUUUGAUUUUUAGGUUUUAUUAUUGUAUAAAAUGUUGGUGGAAAUUC
Schistosoma curassoni is the source of this 2766-nucleotide messenger RNA. NCBI's taxonomy places the organism in Eukaryota, Metazoa, Platyhelminthes, Trematoda, Strigeidida, Schistosomatidae. The record is from the annotation of a GenBank genome assembly.